This is a messenger RNA of Lactuca sativa (garden lettuce), 983 nucleotides long. RefSeq lists its product as uncharacterized. Gene Ontology annotation, molecular function: zinc ion binding. The record is from RefSeq and is a predicted model, not a curated record. Lineage: Eukaryota; Viridiplantae; Streptophyta; Magnoliopsida; Asterales; Asteraceae.
UUUAUUUUAAUAAAAUCUUUUAUAUUUUGUUUAUAUAUAGAUAAAUCUUUACAUUUUUAAGGUAAACUGUAUAAAAACAUAACUUUAUCAACAUUCUUCACAAAAAUCUUUAUAUUUUGUUGGGAAAACUACAAUAAAGUCACUAUGUAUUGCCCGUAUAAUCGAUUUAGCCCUUAUAUAUUUUUUUUUGCAAUUUAGUCCUAAAUACCUGUAAACGUAAUCAAAACGGGAUAUUUAAUAGGUUAGCCGGUAUCUAACUGAUGUGGCAGCUUACGUGGAAGUCAUCAUGUUAAAUAACAUCCUACGUGCCAUUUAAGAGGGCUAAAUCAUUGAAUCGAGCUCGUCUUCUUCAUUCUCCAGUCAAAGGAGCGAACGAUUAGGGCAAAUUGGCAACAGGAAAUCGAUGUCGAGUUCAUCAAGCACCAACAUCAGAACGUGCUAUUGUGGAGAUAGGGUUGGAAUGUGGACAUCAUGGACUCGAAAGAAUCCAGGUCGGAGGUUUUUUGGUUGCCCAAAUUACAUGGAUGAAGAGAAGGACUGUGGGUAUUUUCGUUGGAUUGACCCACCACUAUUGAAUAAGUGGUAUAAAGAAAGAAUGUAUGAGUUAGGAGCUAUUGCUAAUGGGGGUGUAGCUAUUCCUUUUAAUAACCCUGUUAAUGAAGGUGAAAUACCUGUUGAUGGCCCUAUUGCCCCUGUGAAUGUUGAUGUCCCUAUUGCCCCUGCGAAUGCUCUUGAACCUGAUAAUCAAAUUGCAAUGUGUGACAAUACACAUGUGCCUAGUAAUGAAUUUGGAUUCUGCAAGUGGAUGAUGGUUUGUUUUGUUUGUUUCAUUGUAGGGAUGAUGUAUGCUUAGUUUAGUGUAAGUUGUAGGGUAUUAUGGUAUGGUAGGGAUGAUGUAAUCUUUUGGUUUGUUAUCAUGAUGUAAUAGAUAAAUGUUCUUGUGGAUCAUGUAAUGUUUUGGUUAAUGAAAUGGCAAUAUGUUA